AUGUGCGACCUUCUCCUUGCCACCAACUGGUCCAAGUUUGCCAGUCUACCCGACUUGGAGGCAUCGGCUUCGUCCCUCUCUACACUGGACAGCAGCUCAACCAGCAGUACAAGUCAAUACUCAAGCUACAACAGCAGCCUUAGCUCAAACUAUUCCAUCAAGCAAAGUAGGAAUCCCUACGAAAACUCGGGUUUCUUCAAGAAAAAGCAAGCCAAGGCAGUCAAGAAGAUCCAACCGGUCGUCCGAGGUUUUCUCGUACGCCUCAACAUCCAAAAGGCCCCAAUCCUUGCAGAACUGGCGGAUGUUCAGAGACGAAAGCAAGAGGAGCUGGAACGAAUUGAGAUGCAAAAACUGGCCGAGAUGGAAGCAUUCCGCCAAGAAAUGGAGCGGGAGUAUGCCGAACUCGAGGUCAAAGCCGAGGAAGCAAAGAGGUUGACCACUGAGUUGAAGGAAGAAAAGAACAAGUACGAGCAAGAACAAGCUACACUCAAGAAAGAAUGCAAAAUCAAAAAGAAAGCCAACAAGGAACUCAAGAAAGAUAGCAAGGUUGACACUGCUCAAGUUCGUGACUUGGCUCUGAUUCAGCAUCGUGUUGCCAACUUGGAACGCCAAAAGGCAUCUCGAGAGGAGACAGUGAACAAGUACAAGCAGGUCGUUGCGAGCCACGAAGAACGGCUUGACGAAGUCGAAGAGGCUUGCAAGGUUGAAAGAGACCACACUCUGCGGCUAAAGGUGUGCAUUUCCGGUAUCUUUGACCUGGUGGAACCCAAAAGCGACAGCUUGACCAAAAAGUUGUUGAAGAUCACAGGCAACAACCAAGUGUUGAUGUGA
Messenger RNA from Seminavis robusta, 831 nucleotides. Lineage: Eukaryota; Bacillariophyta; Bacillariophyceae; Naviculales; Naviculaceae. The record is from the annotation of a GenBank genome assembly.